GCCCGCUCGCCCGCGCGGGCCCCCCCUGCGAUCGCGGCUGGGACUUCUUCAGCCAGCACUGGAGCUGCAGCAGGAGAGACUUGAGCUAGACUCUGGGAAAAACCGCUCUGGUCAAGACCAGCCAGUCAGAGCAGAGGAGGCAGCGGCGGACUUUGUCCAGGAUUCUUCUCCACUCCUCCAGAAGAGGCCUCCCCCUCCCCCCCACGGCCGGGCUAGGGCCGGGGCUGGAGGCAGGGGACUGCCAGUGCCGGACGCAAGUCCUCGCCGGACAGACUCUCCUCCUGGAUCGCUCGUCGGCCCAGGCAAGGCUGUUCCCAGAUUGCGGUGUUUCCGAUUCGGGCUCCCGGGGAUGAAUCAUCCCCCUUUCCCGCCGCCUGGCCUCUUUUCCAGCCUCCUCCGCCCGAGGCCUCCGUGGGCCGCGUCCGGGCCAGAGCAGCACCGCCCCGGGGUCGGGGCCGCACGCUGGAGCCGCUCCAGGAGGCCGUGCGCCGUGGUCCGAGCGCCGGGAGGCCGCGGACAGUGGGGGUCCGGGCGUCCGGUCUCGACCCCGGGGAUCCGGGAAAGAAGCGGCAGCGGCGCCCGUCCCGGGCCUAGCACGGAGCGACCCCCGCCCGAGGCCCUGCAGGCUCGGCCCGGACCCCUGCACCCCCACCGCGCCCCGGGCGGGCUGCAGAAAGGGCGCGGGGUAGCUGAGCCCCGCCCCGGACCCCACGACCCGCCUCCGCCCGCGCCCUCGACGAAGAGGCGCCCGGCCCGGCCCCGCCGACGGCCCCGCUCGCUCCGCCGGGCGCGCGGCCAGUUUCCAUGAUGCGGACGCGGCCCGGGAGCCCCGGCCUGGGAUUGAUUAGCCCGCGGCCCGUGCUAAUGAGAGCCGGCUGCGCGCGCGGCCCUCGCCCCUCUGGCCCGGAGACCGGCAUCCCCCGGUCGCAGAGCCUCCCAAGUCGAUCUGGAGCAGGCGCCCCUACCGGACCGACGCCUGGCCCUCCUCUUCCCUCUGCUCUCGAGGGCUGACACCGGAGGCAUCCGCCUGUGUUGACUCCCUGCUCCGUCCCUGCUCGCUCGCCGGGCCUCUGUGUGGAUUCCCUGCCUUCUGGGUGUCCCUCCCACCACGUAGACCACAAGCCCAGGGCAAAGCUUCACUCUCAGCUGCUUGGGUCUCUGGAUCGGUCCACGGGCGAGGUCCCCACUCACCACCAGCGCACACUCGGGUCCUCAGGCCCCAACUCCGUUCUUCAUCUGGAAUCAGCCAGUUUUCCUCUAUAGCCACUCUCCUCUCCAGGCCACUCCAUCUCUUAGAGUCCCUAUAGCCUGGCCGCCACCUGUCCCUGCUAACUGGUCUGUGAACGUCACUGUGUCCACUGUGAAUCUGCCCCUCGCUGAAAACCCUCUAUGGCUCCCUGGUGCUGCCCGAAUGGUUUUCAGAGCCGUUGUGGUUUGAGCAUGCUCCUGACCUCCUCACCUGGCCCGUGCAGCUGGAGCUGCCUAGGUCCCUAACCCCUCUGAGCUCUGGCCCCAGCCAGCUCCAUGCCCCCUUUCCACCUCCUGCUUCCCCAGAGCCCUGGGCCCUCGCUUCAGCCCCUGACCAGGUCUUCCCUCGCUGCCCUCUCUGUACACAGCUGAACUGAGA
Messenger RNA from Rattus rattus (black rat), 1627 nucleotides. RefSeq names its product splicing factor 1-like. Lineage: Eukaryota; Metazoa; Chordata; Mammalia; Rodentia; Muridae. The transcript is spliced from 2 exons. The coding region runs from base 350 to 808 and encodes 152 amino acids. The record is from RefSeq and is a predicted model, not a curated record.